AUGUGUUGUGUUUGUUCUAAAUUUAUUUUGUGUCAAAAUGAGACAAGUGAUGUAGUUGUUCAGCCAUACAACUCCCUUCUCACACUCAAGAGACUGACACUUAAUGCUGAUUGUGCUGUUGUUCUUGAUAAUACUGCACUCAAUAGAAUAGCUGUGGAGCGCCUUCAUAUAACGACUCCUACUUUUGCUCAAACAAAUUCUUUAGUUUCUACUGUCAUGUCAGCAAGCACAACAACGUUGCACUAUCUAGGGUAUAUGAAUAAUGGCUUGGUUGGCCUCCUUGCUUCUCUAAUACCAACACCAAAGGUGCCACUUUCUGAUGGCUCCCAUACACCACUCACAGUGGAGCGUCAAGUUAAUGUAAUACGCAAGACAACUGUUCUUGAUGUGAUGAGAAGACUUCUUCAGACUAAGAACAUCAUGGUUUCCUCUUACGCUCGGACAAAGGAAGCUAGUCAAGCAAAGUAUAUAUCAAUAUUAAACAUUAUUCAAGGAGAAGUAGAUCCAACACAGGUCCAUGAAAGCCUGCAGAGAAUUCGUGAGAGGAAGCUUGUCAAUUUUAUUGAGUGGGGCCCUGCUAGUAUCCAGGUUGCUUUAUCUAGAAAGUCACCAUACGUCCAAGCUGCUCACAGGGUUAGCGGCCUUAUGCUUGCAAGCCACACAGUUUAUGUGUGGGACCCUCUUAAUCAUCGCAUUCGUGAUGAUGAUUGGAAGCGUGUUGUAGAAAUGUAA
This is a messenger RNA of Ipomoea nil (Japanese morning glory), 732 nucleotides long. Its product is annotated as tubulin gamma-3 chain-like. Gene Ontology annotation, biological process: meiotic spindle organization; cytoplasmic microtubule organization; mitotic sister chromatid segregation. NCBI's taxonomy places the organism in Eukaryota, Viridiplantae, Streptophyta, Magnoliopsida, Solanales, Convolvulaceae. The transcript is spliced from 6 exons. Gene Ontology annotation, cellular component: nucleus; gamma-tubulin complex; cytoplasm. Bases 1 to 732 code for a protein of 243 amino acids. Gene Ontology annotation, molecular function: structural constituent of cytoskeleton; GTP binding. The record is from RefSeq and is a predicted model, not a curated record.